AUGGCAGAAAGGGGCAUUUGUGGCUCAAAAGAUUUGUUUUCCUGCUCAAUUUGUCUGGAAAUCUUGAGUGACCCUGUCUCCAUACCAUGUGGACACAAUUUCUGUAUGAAGUGUAGUCGCAGCUGCUGGGAUUCUAAAGAUGUGUACAGCUGUCCUCAGUGCAGAGGGACCUUCACUUCAAAGCCGGACCUGCGCAGAAACACCCUUCUGGAUGAAGUUGUGAAGUCAGUAAAAGCAACAAAAUUAUUUUUACAUUAUGCUGGAUCUGGAGAUGUGGAAUGUGAUUUUUGUACUGGAAAGAAGCUCAGAGCUGUGAAGUCCUGCCUCACUUGUCUGGUUUCUUUCUGUGAGACGCAUGGGCAACCCCACUCAGAAAUUACUACACUUAAAAAACAUAAGCUGAUUAAUGCAACUAAAAACCUGCAGCAAAAGCUCUGCACUCAACAUGAGAAAACAGUGGAAGUGUUUUGUAAAUCGGAUCAGACCUGCAUUUGUUUGUUGUGCAUGCUGGCUGAGCAUAAGGGUCAUGAGAGUGUGGAGCUGGAAACCGAGUGA
This is a messenger RNA of Polypterus senegalus (gray bichir), 555 nucleotides long. RefSeq names its product E3 ubiquitin/ISG15 ligase TRIM25-like. The coding region runs from base 1 to 555 and encodes 184 amino acids. Lineage: Eukaryota; Metazoa; Chordata; Cladistia; Polypteriformes; Polypteridae. The transcript has a single exon. The record is from RefSeq and is a predicted model, not a curated record. Gene Ontology annotation, molecular function: zinc ion binding.